CAAAAUUGUCUGGAUUCUUUUCAACUUCACCGCUUUGAGCUUUUGCUGGUUGGGUUGGUCCAGGCAACUUCAUGCAAUGUCGUCGUCUCAGACUCUGACGACGUCGCUGAUGGGGCACACGCCUCAUGAGCCGGCGCCAGAUAGGUCUGCGUACGAUCUCGGCGAUCCCUCGCGGGAUAUCCCAAAUGACAUCGACAUCCCCUCAAAGCUCGAUGUACCGAACAAAGCCACCCUCGACCACAUCCAGACCGUGCAAAACACCUUCUCCGCUCUGUCAGAUGACUACAAAAAACAAACUGAUCGGGAAAAGCAGAGUGCGGCAAGCGCUCUGCUUGCCCAACUUUUUGCCAAUAAGCCGGCCACAAACGAACCACCGCAAGAAUCCCCGCAAAUCGAACGCGUACCGGAAAGUUCAGUAACAGGCAGAGAUCUUGCGUCCGAAAAUCUGUUUCAGAUAUCGGAAGCCCACGCGAAGAACAAUGUGAACGGUACAGAUGGAGUGACUGAACCUGCAAUGGAGGCGGCUUGGGGAAUAAACCAGGGAAUAAACGAGGGUUCGAAAACGAAUAAAGAUAUGCUUGCGGGCAUCUUUCAAAGAACCCAAGAUGGAAAUAUACCGAAGGAUCUGGGCGCCAACUCAGGGACAAUACAGAACAGCAAUAAUAAGGCGGAGGAGGAAUUAGAAAGUCUUUGCUCCGGGCUGUUACCUCUUGCUACACCUAAAAACGCGAAAGAUGCACUGCGACAAAACGAAUUACUCACUAAUUCUUAUUUUAAUGCGGACAUCAGCUCUGGCCCAACGCCACGGAUUGUCAACUAUCCCGAACCGCCACCGCACGGCGACAUGGAAAAUUCUCAAGCUGCGCCAGAGUCUAUCGCGGGAUCUGAACCCCGUAUUCAGGCCUUUGCUAAGCUAGAAUUCGACGAUGGCCAUUUCUACGUUAAUACCUACUCGUUUAUUCUAGGCCGUGAUGUUCGUGCUGCGCGCGCCGCAUUCCAGCGGGAACUCCAAGCCAGACAGGCCAGAGGGCAAAGCUCAAGUGGGGGUAAUAAAUGCUACACUCCAAAUAGGGUAAAGCACGAAGGAAGUGCUAUAAUGGGCAGCGUGGUUAGCGACAGAGGAGGCAUAAUGGGCUUUGAUCCAGACGUUCCUCAACAAUUUCCGCCCCAAGUUAGCUGGAAAUCUUCAAAUUCAUCCCAUGGCGAUCAGCGACGGCCCACGCUGCACAUGUCCGCUGCAGAGGUACCUCCUACUCCUCUCGAAACUCCAGAAGUGACUAAGGACUACAAUGCCCUUGCGAUGCAGUCAUUACGUUCUAAGAAUGAACCUAAGCCUGUCGAUACAUUAUCUUUAUUACCUUCACCCGAUGCAUGCCCUACGAUACCAGUACACCCCCCGGCGCCUGCUAAUGGAUCUGUCGCUACCCACCGCGGCAUUUCUCGAAAACAUGUCAAAAUAGCCUACAACUUCGAUCGGAAUCUGUUUGAGAUGGAGGUCAUCGGGAGGAACGGGGCAUUCAUGGGUGCAGAUUGGCUAGCACCAGGCCAAGUUAGGCCGCUCCAUAGUGGUGACUUCAUUCAAAUCGGUGGAGUACGAGUGAAGUUUGUCCUCCCUGACGUUCCCGUUGGUGAAACUGGGGCAGAGCAGGAUGAACCCAUAAUGGCCGAUGAAGAAGAGGUAGUUGAUCUCAAACGGGUAGAAAAAGAUGCUAUAGCUAGUAGUGAUGCAGUCGCCGGUAUUAUGGAGACAGAUGGUUCAGAGCUAAGUGGGGCGGACAAUCGAUCGCGACCAAAGAAAUCUGGUAAUGAAUCUAGGUCCAAGUCAAAACCUUCACUGGAAGUCAGCCCGGAAGCCUCCUCGCAACCCGCUCGCCGUCGCGGCCCUGGUCGCCCACCCAAAGAUGGAAUCAUGUCCAAACGAGAACGUGCUGAAAUAGCCCGUGAGCAGAAAUUGGCUGCUAAGCGUGAAGCGAACGGCGGAGUAACGCCACCUCCUUCAUCAGCCCGUGGGAAGACCGGUAAAACUGGGAAGGAUUCUGGGCAGGAAGAUCCUUCAAAUGCAAAGGCGGAGAAACGAAAAUACACGAAACGCAAGAAGCCCGAUUCAACUACUGAUACUGUUAUGCCGUCAAUUGAAGGCGGUGAUGUAAAUGCUAUCAUAGGGGUUGAGGAUCUCCCCAAGCCGGCACCCCUGAAAAAGCGAAAACCAUCAAGAUCUCCGUCCCCUGAUUAUCCCCCAGAGAGCUUCUACACAAGCGAGGACCUCGCGAAGCCUCCAUAUAACUAUGCGGUUCUGAUUUUCGAUGCACUUACCGAAUCUAAAACCCCAAUGACUUUGAAGCAAAUAUACCGCGCCCUGAAGCUGAAGUAUCCGUACUUCCGAUUUAGAUGUGAAACUGAGGGUUGGACGUCUAGUGUUCGUCACAAUCUUAAUGGCAAUGCGCAUUUGUUUGAGCAUGCAGAAAGGGAUGGAAAGGGGUGGUCGUGGAGACUCGCGCCAGGAGCAUCUGUUGAUAAGGAAAAGAAGCGGAGACCAUCACCCCCUCCUCCCUCACAGAGUGCCACACAAAACCUUGGGAACAAUCAAACCUACCUGGCGCCAACCCGAGGUACUCAGUUCAAUGCCUCCCGCCCAAGCAUGCCCGAGCGCCAUAACUCUCUUCCGUUCCCAUACCCUCCCGUAGGGAACAAUCAAUCCUCCCUGGGAGGAGGUGCUCCACCGUCACAUAAUAGUCCCUACGCCGUGCCAAAUCCUGCUGCUCAAUUUUCGCUUCCCAAUGUAUUGCGUAAUAAUCUCCCACCAUCGUUUGCAGCUCCUACUACCUCGACCUACCGAUCACCGUACGCCUCAGCACCACCACCGGAAAUAUUACAAGCGCAACUGCAGCAACAACAGCAACAACGCCCCCCUCCGCCUCCGCUACCACUACCGCAAACACAGCAGCAACAACAGCAGCAGCAUCGACCGCCUCCCCCUCCUUCGUCUCAGCCGCAGCAGCUACAGCAACCACCUCAACAGUCCCAUCAUCCCCAACAACCGCCACAUCAAAACCAACAGCAACAUCAACCCCACCCUCAACCCAACCCUCAAACUAACCCUCAACCUCCUCAACCUCAACAUCAGCCUCAACAUCAACCACCACCGCCGCCGCCGCCACCACAGCAGCAGCAGCAUCGACCCCCUCCCCCCGAACAAUACAAAUUCCUCAAUCACACCCUCCUCCCCCCCCAAAAUACCCUACCUCCUCCCACUAAUAACUCUGCUCCCAAAUCCCCUUCACUUCCUAAUGCGAAUCCCCCUCAACCGCAAUACCACCCUCAGGCCCAACCUUCCCCUUCAACCCAACAUCCUCCCCAUAUCCACAGUCAACAACACCAGCAUCAACCGUCACCAGCACCACCAGCAUCAAAUCAAACACCCCAGCCUCCUCCAUCGCCUCCAGAGCCUGAACCGUCAUUCCUCGACCGAGCAAACCAAGCCAUCGAUAACUUCGAAGCAGUACUGAUGGAAGACUACGAAGAUAAAGAAUACAUCUCUAAAGUCUUACGAAGUGCUCGCGACCGCGUGCUCAAUGGUGCGACGGAAAGCUCGUUCCCCGGUGGAGAGCCAAAGGAUGAAUCCGUCAUCAUUGAUGCUUUGAAGGGAAUAAUCGCAGGCUUGAAUGAGGAAUGAUUUUUUUAUUUCCCUUUUUUCUUCCUUUUGGUAUUGGUGGAUCCACGCGCUUGCGGUGACUCUUUCCCCCUCCCCAAUCCGUACUUUUUUGCCCUUUUUUUUAUUUUUUUUUAUUUUUUUUAUCAAGGGAUUUUUGGAAACGGCCUGUACAUAACUAAUGAUCUGUUACGUUUCGUUCUCCUUCUCCUAUUUCCCUUCUUCUCCCUUCUAUCUAUCUACCAUCGCCUUGACGCACUUUGCUCCGGCCCUUUUGCUGGUUUUUCAUCCGCCUCUGUCUCAAUCUUCAUUAACCCCCAUUAUAUCUUUCUACUGUUUCAUCUUUCAUGUUUCCUCUCUUUUUCCUUCUUAUGAACGAAUGAGAAACGAAGGGAAUGAAUCUCAUAUAUCGUUGGCUUUUGUCUUUUUUCUCUUUUUCUAUUAUUCUCUUUUCUUUUAUCUUUUUGGGUUAAGGUAAUUUUUAACGCUAGGGCAAAGGCUGGCUGGGUUGGGAAGCGGAGCUCAUUGCAACGGAGAAAGAAGCGCUGGUUUGGUUUUGGAUUGGUAUUUUUUUUUUCUUUUUCCACAUGCAUUAGACGGACUAAGACAACCUGAAGCAUGAUUAAUUUAUUUUCGUUCAUGCCUCUUCUUCCGUCUUGGUUUCGUUUACUCUUUUUCUUUUUUUCUUUUUAUCUUUUUUGCUAUCAUGUCUCGCCUGUUAUUUAUUUUGAACUUCAAAACGCAUGGCCCGUUUGCUACCACAAUACAGCGCGUUUUUAUUUAAUUCUUUUUUACAUUUUUUUAAGACGUAGUUACGUUGUGUAGCUAGAUGAGAUCUAGGCUAUUAGCUAGGAGAGAAAGGAGGAAAAUAUAACAAGAAAAGAAAAGGGCGCCGGGAGAAUAAUGGUUAACCAUCCAUCUCGUCAUUAUAUCCAUGAUUUGAGCAAUAAAAAGAGGAAAGAAAGGAAAAAAAGGAAAAAUGACAUGUAAAGUAAGGCUAGAAACAGGAAAACCGCAAAAUCGGCAGCAAUACAAGGGCGCGAGAGGUAGCACAAAAGCAGG
This is a messenger RNA of Blastomyces dermatitidis ER-3, 4711 nucleotides long. RefSeq names its product forkhead domain-containing protein. The record is from RefSeq and is a predicted model, not a curated record. NCBI's taxonomy places the organism in Eukaryota, Fungi, Ascomycota, Eurotiomycetes, Onygenales, Ajellomycetaceae. Gene Ontology annotation, molecular function: DNA-binding transcription factor activity; sequence-specific DNA binding; protein binding. Bases 77 to 3673 code for a protein of 1198 amino acids. Gene Ontology annotation, biological process: regulation of ribosomal protein gene transcription by RNA polymerase II. Gene Ontology annotation, cellular component: nucleus. The transcript has 2 exons.